ACGUUACAAACUAGUAAUUCCCAGGCAAACAUAAUCAGUUUCAUCUUCUUCCUUAAUUCAAUCUCUCUUCAAUCUUCAAGUAUUAUUUAGAAAAGAAAAAGAAGAAAAACCGAUCUUAAAAUGGGAGAAUCCAUUCCUCCACGACGUAUUUCCGUUCAUCAAUGUCUCGGUGGCGGCUCAGUGGCGGAUGUACUUCUAUGGAAGAAAUGGUGCUCCAGUGUUACGAUUGUGGUGGGUGCAACAAGUCUAUGGAUGUUAUUCGAGCAAGCCGGUUAUAAUUUUCUAUCAUUUGUAGCAAAUGUGUUGUUCCUUCUUCUUGCUAUUCUCUUUUUUUGGGCUAAAUCUGCUUCUCUUCUUAACAGGCCACUGCCUCCUUUGCCUGACCUGGAAAUAUCAGAGGAGACUAUUGUGAAGGUAGCUGGUGUGAUUCAAGUUUAUGCUAAUAUCGCAUUGUCCAUUGCUCGUGAUAUUGCAAUUGGUAGAAAUUUGAAAUUGUUCCUUCAGGUUGCUUUUGGUUUGUGGAUAGUGUCUUAUAUUGGUAGUCUCUGCAAUUUCCUCACUCUUCUCUAUAUUGGGAUUCUCCUUAGCUUUUCAGUACCUGUGCUUUAUGACAAAUAUCAGCACCACAUUGAUGAAAAGCUGUCUGUAACUCACAAAAUUAUUCAAACACAGUAUAGGAAAAUUGAUGAUAGCUUUCUUAAGAAGAUUCCCUUUCCAUUAAACAAGGAAAAGAAGAUUCAGUAGGGUGCGGAGAUUGGUUGUUGCCAUGCGACUCUCUGCAGGUUGUAUUCCACGGGGAUUCCCAGUAUCUGUAUCAAAUAUCAGUUACAGUAAUCUGUAGGAGCAGGACUGACCUAACUAGGUUCACAACUGAGAUAACAUUUGACAUUCAUUGUUUUUUCUGGGUGGCCUUUGUUGUGGUUAAUGUGAUUAACUUGUCAGAGCGAUGUAAUUUAGUUCCCUUUUGACAAAAGAAGAUGAGAAAAUAUGAUACUGGUGUCCCAGUUUUAUAUU
Ricinus communis (castor bean) is the source of this 1014-nucleotide messenger RNA. Its product is annotated as reticulon-like protein B11. Lineage: Eukaryota; Viridiplantae; Streptophyta; Magnoliopsida; Malpighiales; Euphorbiaceae. The transcript is spliced from 6 exons. The record is from RefSeq and is a predicted model, not a curated record. The coding region runs from base 121 to 744 and encodes 207 amino acids.